AUGCAUUCGACCGCCGCUGUUACUCGCGCCAAGCACGACACGCCCGUCGUGACACACUCAAAGACGGGGACCGCAACACGGGUGCACCACUUAUCGAGUCCCCCCAGUAAUGGCGAUGAGGUUCUCUCCUCGCUGUGCUUCCUGCAGCGGAUGGCGGGUGUGUUCGAGCAGCAAGGCAACUACGCCGAGUGUGUCAAAAGCGUCGAGUCAGCGCUGCUACUGCGGCAGGCGAACACGGCAGCUGUAGGCAACGCCUUGGCAGAGCGACGGCGUGCACUAGAGGAUCGAGCAUCCCGGCGCCGCACUGCAAAGAUGCGGCGUGGCGCACCGAGCACCGGCGAAAUAGACGACGACUACGUGCCACUCACAGACGAUGGGGACGUGGCUCUGCCCAUGAACAUCUGCCUGCAGGCACAAGAGCUGGUACUGCGGUGCAACAGCUAUGCCGUCGAGGCCCUCCAGCACGCCAAGUACGAUGGCGCGGCGUUCUUCCUCAACCGCGCCAUGUUCCUCACCGACGAUGACGAGGACGCGCAGCAAGAAGAUUCAACGACGGAUGGCGCAGGGGGUGGCGUCAAGAGUAGUAGUGGCGGCACCGUCUCUGGACAGUGGUGGUGGGGUGCAGUGUUGCAGUCAUCUGCGCCGCAGCCCGAGUCCCAGCCAGCGAUGGCAAUGGCUGACUCCCUUGACCUCGACGCGCUGACGAACACGCAAGACGAGGCAAAGCACGAUACGGCAGCCACGGCGGCCGCGUUUCGCGCGUGCUUUGGACCGACGCCGCACGAUCAGCAGCUGCGCCUGUCCCUCCGCGUGGUCACACUGAACCACCUCGGCUGUCUAGAACAACGCCGCGGGCGACCCCGCGCCGCUGUGGUGUUUCUGCGCAUGGCGAUACAGACACAGGCCCAGCUUGACGAAAGCCGUCGAGUUGACGGCGACGCCUUUGCCCAAGCCUCGCCGAAGGCGAGGCGUUGCCACCUCAGCUGCAACAGCAGCGGCACGGAAGGUACCGCCUCGACUUACCUGAAUCUGUGCACGGUGCUGAACGAGCUGGGGCAGCACGCGGAGGCGGCGCAGGUAUGCGAGCGAGUGAUCCCGCUGCUGCAGCAGGCACUUCUGGAGUGCACCAGUGCCCACACGGCGACGACAGCGGAAAACGAAGCGGAUCCGCGCACGCAGCAGCAACGCCGGCAGGAUGCUAAGGAUGCGCCGUCCCGCACUGCCACAAUGCUCGCAGUGGCGUUCUACAGCUUUGGUGCCUCACUGGAGCGGCGCGACGCUGCUAGCGGCAACGUUAAUGCCCAGCGGUGGGCCUUCCAAGAAGCCAUCCAGGUGUGUCACCGCUACGGCCUCGUACCAGCAUACUGCCGCACGAUUGAGCAGGUGAUGCAGGCACUCCGGCACCCGGGCGCGGUCACCGCUCCCGCGGAGGAGGGAGCGUGCACAGCCGCGCCGAGUGCGGCGGCGGGCAUGUGCGGUGGUGAAGUCAGGUGGGCGACAAAAGGAAGGCUCAGUGCGCCGCCAUUCACCGGUUCUUCGGCAGCAAAAGCCCCUGCCAGCGCCAAGGGCCGCAGCGGUGUCGGUGUUGCAGCUUCGCGACCUCUGCCGCCGCCGAUGGACCUCUCGUCUUGGGAGGCGUCGUCGGCCGUGACGCCGAUGGCGGACAUACUGCAGUUCGGCACACCCGCCGAGUGCGAGGCGCCGCUCCAGUGCCCACUGUUGCAACCUGGGCAGACGGGGCCCAAGCGACUCUCUCUACCCCCUACAUCAAGCACAGCUUCUCAUACUGCCUCACUGCCAGCGCCGCUGCAGCCACCGGCGUCAUCGGCGUUGCCUCGGCGCAGCGACCACGGCUCGCCACUCCCCCCGCAGCUGCCACCUCUGGCAGCGUCGUACCCCGGUGGCCAACAGAACGCGUGGCACGCGCCUCACGAAGCUCCGGCGCGACAAUCACAACCUUCAGUGCUCGAACCGCUCACGAUCAGCGACAGGAAAAGCAGCGGCAUGAAGCUGGCAGCUACCGCGCCGCCAGCCCUCCCUCUGCGACCGCCGAUGGCACCCCCUUCGACGUCAACCUUUCCACCGACACAGUGGCGCGGUGUGCCCCUCGCAGCCGCGAGCGGUUCUGUGUCGACCACCUCGAUGGCCUCCGGCCUUGCCAAUCCCCGCACCGGCAUUGCCGCCUCGCUGCCCGCAGCCCUGCCGCUCAGUAGCCUGCGCACUUCCAUCGCCAGCCUCACCGCAGGAGCUGUCAAUGCCUCUUCUCGGUUUACGCCGAACCUGCCACGCGGCGAUCGGCUGCAAGCCGCGGUGAGCGACCGUCAGCGGACGCUGAAGAACACAAGGAAGCAGCAGUCAAAACUGCAGAAGAGCCUGGAGCGGCGGCAGCAGCUCGAGACUGCCGUGGCCGACGCCGCGCUAGCCGAGACAGUCUUCCAAGAGCUGAUCACCGAGAAGGCUAGGAUGGAAGUCGAGCGGUGCCGUCGCGCCGCCGCGCAGAUUCAACGCAUUUGGCGUGGUGUGCUGGCGCGGACGUGGGUGGCGAUGCUGAUAGCCGCCGCUGUGCGACUCCAGCGCGUGGUGCGCCGCUUUCUCGUGCGUGUCCGCGUGCAGCGCGCCCGCGAGGCGGAGGAACGUGCCCGUCAGCAAGUGGAGGAGUUGGCGCGGCAGGAGGCUGCGUGUCGCGUCUUGCAAGCGCGGGUGCGCCAGUUUCUCCGCCGGCUGCAGAUUCGCCGCGGGUACCGCGCAAACCAGGCGCGGCACUAUUACGCAGCCCGCACUAUCCAGCGCGGCUACCGCGCCUUCUGCGAGAGGCGUGCUGCCUUCCUCGCGGCCAGAGCAGAGGCGAACCGAAGGAAGGAUGAGCAGUGGCAGUUCCGCCAAAAGGUGGCUGCCAGGCGCAUCCAAAGUGCCUACUUGGAGUACCGCACAAAGCUGGCGGAGCUCGACGAGCACCGCGCGCGCCAGUGCCGCGUACGGGCUGCCGUCCACAUUCAGGCCGUCGUUCGCGGCUACCUCACUCGCGCGUGGUAUGCCUACUACCGCGUGUACCGCCGUGACCAGGAGGUACGCUCGGCCGCGAUGCAGAGCAAGCUGGUGGUGAUCCAGAGUGCCUGCCGUACCAUCUGCUCCACCUACUACGGUCAGCAGCGCGCCUUGCAUGCUUUCUUCGCCAUGCGGGAGGCGCGCCAACAUCGGGCGGCAACACAGCUACAGAGUCUCUGGCGGUGCCACGUCGCCAAGAUCCGUCGCGCGCGUCUGCAGGCGGAGCAUGACUGUCUCGUGCGCCACACAGUCCGCAUCCAACGCUGGUACCGCAUGAGGGUGCUGCGGCAUGCGUUCCUGGUGUACAGGGCGGAGCAGCGGUGCAUCCGCGCAGCAUCACGCGUGCAGCGCUGGUUACGUGAGUGCUGGCAGGCAGUAAAAGCACGCGAGUUUGCCGCCUACCACGCCGAACUUCUGCGUCAGCAGCAGCAUAAGCGGCUUCAGGCUCGCGCCAUCGUUGUCCUGCAGGCGUGCUGCACAGCGUGCCUCAGCGACCGACUUGUGGCGAGUGUCCGCCGCAUGUACCAGCGCCACGAUACAGUCGUGCGAGUGUGGCAGCGGGUCGGCCGCGGUUUUGCGGCGCGACGCGAGAUGGCACUGGAGCGGCGUGUCGCAUACUGUGUCGCGGUGAAAGAGCGCGAGAUGGCGCGGCGCACAGCCGCUGCGUGCGUGUUGCAGCACGCAUGGCGCUGUGCCGCGGCAAAGGACAAGGUCCAGCGCAUGCGCCGCGAAGUGGCCGCCGCUGACGUCAUCACGCGCGCGUACCGCGUGUAUAGAGCACGGAGGCAGCUUGCUGAUCUGCGCAGCGCGCGUCAGUUACGCCUGGAGGACGCCGCUGCCCGCCGCAUCCAACGUGCUGUCGCUGACUUCCUGCGUCGUCAGCGCGCCAAGGAGACGGAGGCCUACUACCGUGGCGAGCACCGGAAGAAGAUGCAUCGCCUGCGCAGGCAGGAGGCAGCCAUCCUAAUCCAGUCGGUCUGGCGUGGGUACGUCACGCGCAAGGCAGUGGAGCUGGACCGAGAGGAGUUGCAAGCCUUUUCCGCCGCCGCGAUGCGCAUCCAACGCGCGUGGCACUCGCAACGCUCGCGGCGGCAGCUGGACCGCGAGUUGAACCAGCGCAUCAAGGAGCGUGCCCGUGAUGCGGAGGCGGCGCUGGUGGUGCAGUGCUUCUGGCGCAAGAUUAUGGCGGGGCGGCGCGCGGCGCACCUGCGCGUCGUGACGCAGCAGCGCCUCGUGGCGGCAGUGCGUAUUCAGAUGUGGUGGCGCGUGCAGCUCGCCCAGCGCGAGUUCGCGCGGCGUCGCAUCCUCCGCCGCGAGGAGGCCGCGCUCGAGCUGUACUACGCCAUGCUGUGGGAAGCGCACGUGUCACUGGUGAACUCUUUCGUGCGCACGCGGCAGGCGCAGGCGCUCUCGCGCGAUCGCCGUCGCGACUGCCUCGUCGGGCAGCUGACGGAGGCGGAGCGCCACCGCUUCACAAAUCAACACGCCGCCUCCACAAAGAUCCAGGCACUCUACCGCGGCCACUACGAGCGCGUUUACGUGCGCGGGCUUGUAGCUCAGGCUCGCGAGGAGGCGCGGCGGACGGCGGAGCUGGCGGCGCGACAGCAGCGUGCUGCUAUAGUUAUUCAGUGCGCGUACCGCUGCGCAAGGUCGCGGCAGCAGCUCGCCGACUUGAAGCAAGCCGAGCUGGAGCGGGUGCUUGUGAGUCACCAAGAGUUUGCGGAGAAGGCGGACCCGGCCGAGGUGGUGAGGGAGCUCUUCUGGCUCAACACGACGUACCAGCAACGCGAGGCUUGCAAUGCGCGCCGUCACGAGGCAGAGCGGAAGCGUGUCGCGGCCGCGUCAAUCCAGCGCGCCUAUCGCUGCUACAAGUCCCGUCACCAUGUUUCGACAGCCGUGGACCUGCACCGGCGCGAUCGGGCCGCGCGGCUUGUGCAAAACUGCUGGCGGCACCACAGCGAUGUUCACCGUAUCAAGAAGCUCCAGCGGAGACAGGCGGCAGCUACGCGUCUGCAGUGCCACAUUCGUGGCUGGCUGGUGCGGCGAAGCUGGCCCCUGUGGCGCGCCGCUGUGGAGGCGGAGCGGCAGGAGCACGUUCUUCUGCAAGACAUGCUGGACCAUGCCGCGAUCAUCAUCCAAAGUUUUUGGCGGCGUGUGCAGGCGCAGCGGACGGCGGCGCAGUUGCGGAAGGCUCACCAGGAGCGGCACCACUUGCUUGCGCGGCAAGAGGCCGCGAUGGUCAUCCAAGACACGUUCCGCCAACACCAGUGCCGGCGCAUGGAACGUACGCCACGAGGCAGACCAUAG
Molecule: messenger RNA, 5352 nt
Organism: Leishmania mexicana MHOM/GT/2001/U1103
Lineage: Eukaryota; Euglenozoa; Kinetoplastea; Trypanosomatida; Trypanosomatidae
Exons: 1
Coding region: 1-5352 (1783 amino acids)
Molecular function (GO): calmodulin binding
Source: RefSeq, a predicted model, not a curated record